UCUGGCCACUCUAAAAAGGCAUAAACUCUAAUUUUAACAUUAAAACUUGAUAGUUUUGAAUAUUUGUUUUGUGUUUUUAAAAUUAGGGAAUAUCUUCUUAAUACUUUUGGUAUAGAAUUGUCCAGAGUAUGUUAUUUACGAAAUUAAAAACGACAUCUGGCAAGUUUUACAUUCAACGAAUGAGGACUACGUGUUUAAUAGUAUAUAUACAUACAUACACAUACAUAAAAUUGUAAAAACAGACUAGGGAAAAACUAUUUGAACUCGAAAAGAGUUGAAUGGAGAGAGUGAAAUGCUAAUGGAUUAUGGUGACAUUGUUAGCUCCAUUCGGUAUAUAUGUAAUUAUGGCCUUCGUAUAAAAAGUUCUAACAGUGUGAUCAUACAUACAUACGAAUGCGUAUGCGCUUGAAUUUACAUUUGCAUCAAUAUCAACAUGCAUUAGAUUGGAGAGUCAACUGAUAUAGGCAAACCAUGGUCUGCUUAAGAAACUUAAUAGCUAUAAAGAAUUGAGGAAACAUCCUUUUUAUUGGAAGAAGGCCUAGGCACAAUGUUAUCAACACCAAAAAUGCCCCGCAGUCCAUUAGCUCAAACACAGACGCAAAUAUCAAGCGGCUCAGAUGCAUCAACAACAAGUGCACCUACUGCUCUGAGUAGGAAUUCUCCAAAGCCUGUUAAGAGCGAGCCCCCUUUCUCAACCUUGUCACCAGAUCAAAUCAAAAUAGAGGAAGAGAAGAAUGGUUUAUCAAAUAACGAUAAAAGCAUCGCCAAUCCAUCAGGAAGUACCAGCUCAAGCGGAGGUGGAAAUAAUAAUUCAUCUGCCGAAGGACAACCAUCUUCAAGCAGCCUAAAUUCACCAAACGAUAUGAGUGAACAUUCGAAUAGUAGCACUGUUUCUGCUGCGCUCAACAGCACUCAAAUGGUCGAAAGUGAUCUUGGUAACGGCAAGCAGGACGAAAAGAGUGCUCAUGGCAAGGAGGAAGAUGGUGAAAUGGGAUCCAGUAAUACGAAAGCAACGACUGCCAUUGCCAUUAAGGAGGAGCCCAACGCCGAUGUCCUAAGCAGUUUGGUGAAUAUGAAAAAGGAAGAAAGAGAUAACUCUCCAAACAUGUCGCCUGUGGGCUUUGGUUCCAUUGGUGGCAAUGCCCUGGACAUUGUCACCAUGACUGUUAAAACAGAAAUGAAUACAAGCAGCACAGAAAAGACAUCUUCGUCCUCAUUGGCCAUAAAUAAUAAUGACGAAAUGGGUAUAGAAAGUACUAAUUGCAAUAAUCAAAUGAACCCUGAUAUGAACAAUGAAACGUUGAGUAAUCCGCCAAUUUCGAGCAUACUCUCCUUAGGAACUGGUGUAGGAGUAGGGCCUGGGCCAGGAACUGGCUCUGUACCGGGAGGAGUACCAGGGAACAUGGUUGGCAACACUUCGAGUGGUGGCAGCAACAACUGCUUGGAUUACAUGCAGCAACAGAAUCACAUCUUUGUAUUUUCCACACAGUUGGCCAACAAAGGUGCCGAAUCAGUUUUAAGCGGCCAGUUUCAAACCAUUAUCGCUUAUCACUGCACCCAGCCGGCAACGAAAAACUUUCUAGAGGAUUUCUUUAUGAAGAAUCCAUUGAAAAUGAACAAGUUGCAGCAGAGACACUCGUCUUUGGUUAUGCCAUGGAUAGGCAUGGGACCGGGACCAGCAGUUGCUCUUCCCAAGCAGGCACAAAAAACGGCUGGCAACCUCUUAAAAAACCAAUAUAAUUCAAGUGAUAAUAAGCGCAACGCCUUUAUCGAUCCACCCGAUCCCCUGACAUCAAACGAAAGCGAUUUAAUGUGCUGGGAGAGUGGUUGUUCCGCGCCCAAUGCACGCAACAAUAAUAUCGAUGUUACCAGCGAAUCACAGGCCAUAAAGAUAUUGGAGGCCGCAGGAGUGGAUUUGGGACAGAGCUCCUCAUCAAAGGCAGGCAACAUCAUCGAUCAGAGCCAUGAAAGUAACAUUGUGUCGCUGCAAGGAGUCAAGGUUCCGGAUGAGAAUCUAACUCCCCAACAGCGCCAGCACAGAGAGGAGCAGUUGGCCAAGAUCAAGAAAAUGAAUCAAUUUUUAUUCCCUGAGAAUGAGAGUGCAUUGGGCGGUGGAACGAAGAUGUCAAAUGAAUUGAUGAUGGGCAUGCCAGGUACAGGAGGAGGAGGAGCCGGUGCAGGAGGAGGCGGAGGUGGCUCCAUCAUAAAUUCUCAAAUGCGACAAUUAAAACCAGAGCACCACAUUAUUACCACUGAUGAUGUCCUUCUGCCUGGAGAUGUUAUUUCCGAUAUAGGAUCUGUUAUAGGCUGCGGGCAAAAAAGCAACCUGCAAUGUGGCGGGCCGGGAUCAGGAUCAGGCGUCGAAGGAGUGGGAGGAAUGGUGAACUCAACUGAUCUAAUUUCUUCGUUUGGCAAUGAUAUAUCAAAGGAAUUACUUUCGAACCAGGAGCCAAAUCUAACUCAACCACAUGCUCAUCAACCUGGCGGCGGAGGAGGAAUGGCCCAUAUGGAAUGGUCCAAGAUGCAACAUCAGUUUUUUGAUGAUCGUUUAAAAGGUGGCAAAGCUAGACCAGUGGCAGGAGGAGGAGGAGGAGGACAGCAGCAGCAACAGCCGUCUUCUAAUCCUGUCGGUCAGCGCUCCUUGCAGGGACCACCGCCGCCAUAUCAUUCCACACAGAGAUCGGCCUCUGUGCCGAUAGCUACGCAACAAUCGCCGAAUCCCUCGAGUCCGAAUAACCUAUCUCUGCCCUCGCCGCGCACAACAACAACGGGCAGUGGAGGGGGAACUGUCAUGGGCUUGCCAACGAACUCGCCGAAUAUGGACGGCUCGACUGGGCAGGUAGUCGUGGCAUCUUCUGGAUCGCAGCAGUUAGGAGUUGUAGGGGGAGUACUUGGGACAUCUAAGAACUGCUUUCAAGCGGACGCCCAAGAAUCGCCGCCGAAUCAAAACCCAGCAAAUCGAAAUCGAAAUAAUUUACAUAGCAACCCAAGUACACCACUGUCUCAUUUAUCGCCCAAGGAAUUGGAAUCAUUUGGGCAGCCAUCGUCUGCUGGUGAUAACAUAAAAAGUCGACGACCCAGUCCAAGCCAAGGUGGUCCGCCAAGGUCCCCGUCGGGAAACAACAUAAUUGAAGCAAAUAUGGAGUCCCGCUUUGCUUCCUCGUCUAGUCCUGGCAUAGUCUUUAAUCCUCAUCCUCAUCCGCCGCAUUUACACCCUCAUCCGCAUAUGCAAAGCAAUGCCAAUUCAGCAUUAAAUGCAGCCUACAAAGUUAACACGCCGAAUAUACAAUUGGAGCGUCAAAUUUCUGGAGGAUCUGUACAGUUUGCUCGCCGUUCGGACAACAUACCUCUGAAUCCCAAUAGUGGCGGCACUCAUCGACCGUCGCCGCAAAACAAAAUGAUUAGCCAGAGCUUUGAUCCCAUCUCAUCGCUGGCCCAGAUGUCCCAACAGCUAACGAGCUGUGUGAGCAGCAUGGGGGGCAGUCCCGGUGGUGGUGCUCCUCCCGCGGGCAUGAAUAUGAAUAUACCGGAUAUGAACAUGGAGCAUGCAUUGCUAACUGGUCUGGAUUCUGCCACUAGUUUGGAUGCACUUAAUCAGACCAAUAGUUGUCAUCCCAUGAAUCCGGCAAUAAUGAAUUCGAUGGGUCAGCAGCGCCUGAUGAAUUCUAAAAUGUGUGGACCUGGUCCCAACUUUAAUCCAAAUUCACCCAAUGGCCUUGGCUCUGGUCAGCUGCCUGUGGCUGGUACCGGACCCUCACAAGCUAACUUUCAGGGCCAAGGUGCCGUCCCCCCCGGUGCCCGCCUAAUGGGCCGAAUGCCGCUGAAUUUCGGUUCAAAUUUCAAUCCCAAUAUUCAUGUUAAGGCCAGCACACCGAACACCAUACAGUAUAUGCCAGUAAGACCGCAAAAUGUUAGUAAUAACAACAAUAAUAACAAUAACGGAGCAGGAGGAGUGGGAACUGGAGGAGCUGGCAAUGUUCGAAUGCCGCCUAGCCUGGAGUUCCUUCAGAGAUAUGCCAAUCCACAAAUGGCUGGCGGAGGAGCUGCUGGCAAUGGUCCUUCGAUUGAUGGUGGCCCGGGAAUCAUGCCAGGCAUGCCGGGUAUGAUGGUGGGUCCUUCUGGGGCCGGUUCCAUGCUCAUGACUUCUCCCAACGAACAGCAACAGAAGAUGGCCCACACUCCGGGCAGUAACUAUUUUCAAAACUGUAAUCAACAACCAGCUAUUGUAGAGGAGGAAGGAGGAGGCGGAGGAGGACUUGAUCCUGGGAUGAUCAUUGGCCAUCAGCCAUCAAUGAUACGGGGCAUCCGUCCCCAUAACAGCAACAUGCUACGUCCGCAUCUCAUGGGUCCACGACUACAGCAGCCAGCUGUUAACAGACAAUUACCGUUUACAGGGCACGGAGCGGAUCUCGAUUGCAGCUCUGCAGGAGAUCCCACGGCAUUUUUUAACAGUGCCAGCGGUCAAUCAGCGGCCUUGUUGACAGCCUCCCAACAGCAGCAACAGUCCCAACAGCCUAAGUCUCAGCUUCUAAAGACCAUGAUGCCAGCGGGAAUAUGUCAGAACCAGUCGGGAGCAAGCGGAGGCGUUGGACAAAUGCAACAGCUACAAGGGCAAGGGCUGGGACCGGGACCGGGACCCAAUAAUAAUAACAUAAAUGUACCGUCUAACGGUGGAGUAGUUUCUAAUGUUAAUUUCGUGGGACCCUCUUCAAAUGAUCUAAAGUACGCGCAGCAAUAUCAUAGCUUCCAGCAGCAACUUUAUGCCACCAAUACAAGGAGUCAACAGCAACAGCAACAACAACAGCAGCAGAUGCAUCAGCAGCAGCAAGGCAAUAUGAUAACAAUGCCUCCAAACUUAUCACCAAAUCCAGCAUUUUUUGUUAAUAAAUAAAGUUAAUCACAGAACGCCGCCAGCUGUCUUCUGCCCUUGCCAUGUAGAUAGAGUGACUUGUAUUUGAGGCGAACUGUUCUAUUUCUCCAUUCUCCAACACUCGCUCGCCUCGAACCUCUGUCAAUAUCAUAAAGCCUUUGUAAUUGAACUGAGCAAUUCAACAAAAAUGCAGAGGAAAUGCUGAUCGGGCAGAGGAAAUGCCUACCAAGCGAAAUCGCAGAAAGUGUGCCCGUUAUAUAUCCAUACAAAAUACUAGUCUCCACACGUUAAAUCCAUCUCCCCACUUUCUAAGUAUGCGUUUUACACUACAGAUAUGUUCGAAAUAUGAAAAAAAUAAUUUAAAAUUUUUAGUUUAAAAACAUAAUAUUUGCUUAGAUUAUAGAAGCAAAAAAAAAAAAAAAAAAGGA
Messenger RNA from Drosophila kikkawai, 5298 nucleotides. RefSeq names its product BCL9 domain-containing protein legless (gene lgs). NCBI's taxonomy places the organism in Eukaryota, Metazoa, Arthropoda, Insecta, Diptera, Drosophilidae. The record is from RefSeq and is a predicted model, not a curated record.